Messenger RNA from Trichoderma aggressivum f. europaeum, 10254 nucleotides. RefSeq lists its product as uncharacterized. Gene Ontology annotation, molecular function: structural constituent of chromatin; DNA binding; zinc ion binding. The record is from RefSeq and is a predicted model, not a curated record. NCBI's taxonomy places the organism in Eukaryota, Fungi, Ascomycota, Sordariomycetes, Hypocreales, Hypocreaceae. The transcript is spliced from 5 exons. Gene Ontology annotation, cellular component: nucleosome. Bases 1 to 10254 code for a protein of 3417 amino acids.
AUGGCCGGCCGUCGCGCAAACGGUUCAUUAUCCUGGGCGGCCAAAGCAGCCGUCCUAGGUUCACUCCUUUCCGCCCCUGUGAGGGCCCACGACGAUGAUGUUGUUACCGUCGAGGUUGUCGUUACAACCUACCUCGACCUCGGUUCGUGCGUCAAUGCCUGCGAUCCAAAGCCUGCAUUCAAGACAGUCGAAGAGAAGCCGUCAUAUGUGACGCUUACGCUGCCAACAUGCCAAUCGGAGCACGCUACCUCAACUAAACAUCCCGACUGUCCGGUCUGCCUAGGAACUGUCUUUCAUUAUGAACCUACCGAAGAUCCCUAUGUUACAAUCACGUCAACUGCAUACGACUACGACAAGCCAUAUGUCUCAACUAUUCAUCCCAACUGUCACGGCUGCAAGGGGACUGCUAUUAUAUAUGAACCCACCAAGUCCAAGAGUCCCCGGAAACCAGAUCCAACGACUUAUACGUGCGAACGGGCUGGCCCCGACGACCCUAGAUUCACGAUUCCGGCCAGGCGCCCGGAAGAUCCCCACACAGUUGUCAUCGGCACACACGGCUUUACCGACCAUCUCAAGACGGUUACCGCUCAUGGAUAUGAUUACAGAUCAAAAGCUGAAUCUCGAACGGUUCUCCCUACUGACUACCGCGGAAAGCCUUGGCCUAGCGCGGUGCCCAUUGUGAUUAUCGGCAAUGAAGGCAGACUGGAAGAUCUGCCUCAUGACCGUCUCAUCGGGGCUGACACAGACAGAGAUGGUAAGCCUCAUCGACUGGUUGACCCUGACUGGUCUAUUGAUGUCGAUGCUGGCAACCGUGGAGAUGUCACUCUCUUAGCUGGCAGUGCUCCGGUUCCCAACGAAGAUGGCAAGCCCGAUACCCGGAUCCCCCCUCACGAGAGUAUUCCUAUUGAUGGCGAUGGGCUACCGGACAUUAUACUGGAUAGUCCAGGCUCUUUCGAGGGCGACGGAAGAUCAGGUAGCAGCACCAAGCCAAGCGAGAAUACCAAAGGCAGUAAAAGGCCAGGUAUUGACAAUGACAGUUUUGGAAACCUGACAGGUGCAACCGCCGAAAUUGGUGCUCCCCUUGGAACCUUUCUGCCAGGAGCUGCCGUUGACUCAGUUGAUGUAAACGCAGAUGGCAAGCCUGACAUUACUGUCGGCAACGGUCCAAUCCACACCAUGCCUCGCUUUGACCUCCGGAUUGUUGACUUGGGCCCUGGCACCCCGGUAGAUACAAAUUUCGAUGGUCUACCUGAUUUGUUUAUUGGACCCGAUGGUUCCAUCGACCUGAACGGGCAUCGCGUAUUUGUCAAGGCAGAUGGCACCGUGGAUGUUAAUGGGGAUUCCAUUCCUGACGCCAUGGUCGAUCUCCAAGGCAAUGUGGACAUCGACGGUGACCACAAGCCCGACUUCCAGAUUCUAUACGCUCAAGCAGAUGGAGAUCCAAUCUUGACAACUACCUCGAUCGUUGGUUCGCCGCUUGAUACUGACGCCGAUGGCGUAGCUGAUGCUGUCGUGAGCUCUACCGGUGGUGUUCUCCUCAACGAUGGCAGAUCACUCGUAAUUGGGCUUAACGGCCUAGUGGAUGUAAAUGGGGAUGGAAAGCCUGACACGACGAUUCUUCCGGGGGGCGGAAUCGAUCUCGAUUUGGAUGGUUUACCUGAUAUCUUCCUUGGCGGCCUUACUAUUGGACUCAGCGGUGGCAACGGACUCGUUUCCGUCGACCACCUCGGCAAUGUGGAUCUUGACGGCGACGGUGACACCGAUUUGACUCUCAAACUUAACGUUACUGUCCAUCCGGGUAAUGGAACGGCACCCAUCACCCUUGGUACUGGCAACCCCGGCAACGUGAUUUUCGGCGAUAUCCCCUUUACGAUUCCAGGGGCUGGCGUAGAUCUUGACGGUGAUCUCAAGGCUGAUACUUACAUUGCUUUCGGUGGCGGAAUCGACAAAAACGAGGACGGCCAGCCUGACCUCAUUGUGGACCUCGCCGGCAACGUCGAUUUAAAUCUGGAUGGCAUCAUUGACGGUGUUGUCCGCGCCGACGGAGGCAUUGAUACCACCGGCGAGGGAAUCCCCGAUAUCACUGUUCUGAGAACUAUUCCACUAGUAUCUAAUGCUGUGGGAAAUGGGACCACAGGGCCUGUCACUCCCCCCGUAUUUCUGCCUCUCCCUGGGAUGGGGGUAGAUUUAAAUGCGGAUGGUCAAGCCGACGUCUACGUGGGUCUCGAUGGCGGAAUCGACGUGAAUAGAGACAAUAAACCAGACAUUAUUGUGUUCCCUGACGGCGGCGUGGAUCUGGAUCUUGACGGAAUACCGGACGGGAAAGUCAGAGUAGAUGGAGGAAUCGACCUCACGGGAGAAGGUAGACCCGACAUUUACCUUUUGCGACACAUCAUUCGACCUAUUACAAGUGGAACUACGGUCACUGGGCCUGUAGGAUCUGGUAGCAAUGCCACUACAGGAUUUUCUAUUCUCCCUGGCAUGGGCGUUGAUCUAGACUUUGACGGCAAGGCUGAUACUACCAUAGGCCCUGGAGGAGAAGUCGAUACUGAUGGAGACCUCAAACCAAAUAUUGUUGUGAAUCUUGAUGGCAGCGUCGAUUUGGAUCUGGAUGGUAUCCCUGAAACUGAUGUCAAGGUUGAUGAUCAAGGCAGACUAGAUGUCGACGGAGAUGGCAAGCCAGACAUCACCAUUUUGCAAACCUUUGGAGCCAACCUCCCAGUGACACUCACCGAAAGCCCUGCUGGCUAUAUAUUCCCAGGCUUAGGAGUUGAUCUCGACUUUGAUGGCUUGCCAGAUACCACCGUCAAGUUGGACGGGGGAAUCGAUAGAACCUUUGAUGGAGUGUCUGACCUCUUCCUGAAGGCAAAUGGGGGAGUUGACACUAAUCUUGAUGGGAAGGCUGAUACUAUGAUUAAUAUUGAUGGGAGUAUCGAUAUCGACGGGGAUUCAAAACCGGACUUGGUUGUUCUUGGGCUGGUCGACGCUAUCCAGAAUGCUGUCAGCGGCGCGCUCGGCAACAUAGUCAACCUUGGCCGUGGCAAUGACACCAAUGGCACGGCUAUUGGUAAUAUUCCUGUGCUUACUCUCAACGGACACCUUCUUACUGGGGCUGGCGUUGACCUCAACGGGGAUCAAAAGCCUGACACCACUGUUGGCCUUUAUGGGACGAUCCAUAGAGGAGAUGGAAAUCCCGACAUUACCAUCUUGCCGGGAGGCGGAGUUGACAGUAAUUCAGAUGGAAUUGCAGAUACUUUUGUGCUUCCUACGGGGGACAUAGAUCUCGAUUCAGACGGCAAGAUUGAUCUGACCAUUUUGGUCGAUGCCACGUCACCAAGCACUCCCGUCAGUGACGCCUUAUCUGAAAUCCUUUCCCAGGCCCUGAAGGAAGUUUUUGGAUUUACUACAAACAAUACCGGACUUGGCCAGUUUCUCAUUGGCAACGGCACAGCGAAUAAUACCGGGUUCCUAGGGGAAAUUCUAGGAAUCAACGGAGCCGUCAAUAGUAGCGUCAUUGGCGACGUUGUUACUGCGAUUCUGUCACAAACCCUAAGUGAAGCCCUUGGAGUCAAUGAAACUGCAAGCAAUGUCCCCGUCCCCAGCGACGUAUUAGGCGGGGCUCUUUCACAGGCUCUUAGUGAAGUUCUUGGACUGACUACAAACGUCACUGGACUCGGCCAGCUUCUCAUCGGCAACGGCACUGCAAACAAUACCGGGCUCUUGGGGGAAAUCUUGGGGAUCAACGGAGCCGUCAAUAGUAGCGUCGUUGGUGAUGCAGUUACUGCAAUUCUCUCGCAGGCUCUGAGAGACGCUCUAGGAGUCAAUGGAACCGCAAGCAACGUCCCUGUCCCUACUGAUGUUUUAGGCGGAGCUCUGUCACAGGCUCUCAGUGAAGUUCUUGGACUUACCACGAAUGUUACUGGGCUUGGGCAACUCCUGCUUGGCGAUGGUACUGCGAAUAACACCGGCCUUUUGGGAGAAAUCCUGGGUAUUAAUGGAGCUGUCAGUAACGCGGAUAUUGGCAAUGCUGUUACUGCAAUUCUCUCACAGACCCUUAACGCUACCCUUCCUACAGACGCCUUAGGCGUAAUUCUUUCACAGGCUCUUGGCGAAGCUCUUGGACUCACUACCAACGCCACUGGACUUGGGCAACUACUUCUUGGUGAUGGCACGGCGAAUAAUACUGGUCUGUUGGGAGAAAUUCUAGGCAUUAACGGCGCUGUCAGUAACACGGAUAUCGGCAAUGCGGUUAGUGCUAUUCUUGCACAGGGACUUUCUGAGGCUCUUGGACUUAAUGGCGCUGGAAACAACACGGGACUCGGCGCUCUUAUUGGCCAGGUUCUGGGUGAUAAUGGAACCGGCAACUUUACCAACGUCCUCGGUGACUCUAUUGGCGCCGUGCUUUCGAGCGCUCUCAGUGAAGUCCUCGGUCUUGCUAGUAACGAUACAGGGCUUGGGCAACUACUCUUGGGCAAUGGGACCGUGAACAAUACAGGACUCCUCGGAGAAUUGCUUGGGAUCAAUGGAGCUGUGAAUGAUACUGCCAUUGGCGACGCUAUUAAUGCCAUUCUUUCACAGGCUCUUAACGAGGCCAUCGGACUCAAUGGCACGAAUACCACAGGCCUAGGAAGUCUUUUGCCUGGAGGUAAUGUACCUGGCGGUAUCCUUGGCAGUCUCGCCGAUGCUCUCCUUGGCAAUGGAACUGGCAAUGCUACAAACCUUCCUGGUGAUAUUCUUACUGGGGUUCUCACACAGGCUCUCGGUGAAACCCUUGGACUCGUACCAAAUACGACCGGCCUCGGGUCUGUUCUCUUUGGCGAUGGAACGGCCAAUAGCACCGGCCUCCUAUCAUCUCUCCUUGGACUCAACGGAACUAUCGACGCCAACCUUGGCUCGCUUCUAGGAGGUAACGGAACUGCAGCCAACCCGGGCCUGAUUGGUCAACUUCUUGCGGGCGGCAUCCUCGGCCAGCUGCUUCCACCGCUCAAUGCAACUGGCAAUAACACAGCCCUCGGUGACGCGCUCAGUGGCCUUCUCUCGCAAGGUCUCAACGAGACUCUCGGCCUUGCUGCAAACAACACAGGCCUUGGAAGCUUGUUGUUCGGCAAUGGAACUGCUAAUAAUACCGGUUUGCUGGGUACGCUGCUCGGCUUAGGCGGUCUUGGUAACGGAACUCUUGGAAACACAACCACUGGAAACAACACCGGCAGCGCUGGUAACGGGGGCUUCCUGUCACUCGAUCUGUCCGGCUUAAUCAAUCAUGCGGUUGACCUAAAUGGUGACGGCCAGGGAGACACGGUAAUUGAUGCAAACGGCGGCAUCGAUUUGAAUUCGGACGCCAUUGCUGAUAUUUUUAUCAGUCUUGUCAACGGUAUUGAUAGUGUUGAUCUUUCUGGCGCGGGACUUCCAGUUAGCCUUGUGUUCGGCAACGGAGGCGUUGAUCUUUCUAAUGAUGGUAUUCCUGAUAUUGCCAUCGAUAUUGGCCAAGGAUUCACGCCUUCUAGUGGUUUAACAACUGCCAUUCUCAGUGGCCUUGGAAAUCUUCUUAAUGGAAACACAACCGCGGGAAACACUACGGGCAGCUUUCUUGGACUCGAUCUCCCCGCCCUGAUCGGACGGCCCGUUGACCUGACCGGCGAUGGCAAGGGAGAUGUGAUAGUUACUCCUGGCGGCGGAAUCGACUUGAAUUCGGACGCCAUUCCUGAUAUUUUCAUCACCGUUGCCAACGGAGUUGAUAGUAUAACUGGGGGCGGACUUCCAAUUACUUCAAUCUUAGCAGACGGAAGUAUUGACCUAAACAUGGAUUCCCUACCUGACAUUUCAAUUGACAUUGGCUCAGGGUUUACACCCACUGGCGGCUUGACAAGCAGCAUCAUCAACAGUCUUGGAAAUAUACUUAGCAAUCCUGGCGGCUUGCUCGGCAAUGGCACCACAGGAAAUACCACCAGUAAUUUCCUUUCACUAGACCUUCCUUCUCUCAUCGGACGUGCCGUUGAUUUAAACGGGGAUCUCAAAGGAGAUACAAUCAUCGAUAACACUGGAGGAAUCGAUUUGAAUUCGGACGCCGUUGCUGAUGUGUUCAUCAAGCUUGUGGACGGCGUUGAUAGCAUUGAUUUGACUGCCGCCGGGCUUCCGAUUACGUUUGUCUUGGCCAAUGGGGGCGUCGAUCUCUCGGGAGAUGGUAUUCCUGACAUUUCCAUCGACAUUGGCAACGGAUUCGUCUCUACAGGAGGUCUAACAACUGGCAUUCUCGACAACCUUGCAAACCUCCUCAGCAGUCUUCUCGGCGGCCUUCUGGGAGGGAAUGGGACUACAGGUAACGGAACCACAGGAAACACGAGUGGCCUGCUUUCACUCGACCUUCUGUCUCUCAUAGGCAUUCCGGUUGAUCUCAACGGUGAUGGUAAAGGAGAAACAAUUAUUGAUGCCCAGGGUGGUAUCGAUCUAAACAACGACAAUAUCUCAGACAUCUUUAUUACAUUCGCAAACGGUCGAGAUGGAAUCGAUCUCACCGGCGAUAGCCUUCCAGACACUUUUAUUUCCGCAUUGGGCGGAAUCGAUCUGAACUCUGAUGGUAUUCCGGAUAUAAGUAUUGAUAUUGGUUCAGGAUUCACGCUUACGGGUGGCCUGACGGAUGGUAUCCUCAAUGGCAUUCUGGGCGGUCUGCUCGGCGGCCUACUGGGAGGCAACGGGACUACAGGCAACGGAACGGGUCUGCUGGGUGGCGGACUCCUUGGUAAUGGAACCUCUCCUGGAAACGGAACGGGCGUUGACCCUGGCCUGCUCGGGGGUCUUCUAGGAGGCAACGGAACUGCAACUAAUGAGACUACUGGUGGCCUUUUGGGAGGACUUCUCGGCAAUGGAACUGCAACUAAUGAGACUACUGGUGGCCUUUUGGGAGGACUUCUCGGUAAUGGAACGGGCGUUGACCCUGGCUUGCUUGGGGGCUUGCUAGGAGGCAACGGAACUGCAACUAAUGAGACUACUGGUGGCCUUUUGGGAGGCCUUCUCGGCAAUGGAACGUCUGGUGGCAAUGGGACGGGCAUUGAUCCCGGGUUAAUCGGAGGUCUCCUCGGAAAUGAACCCUCUCUUGGCAACGGGACGGGCAUUGACCCCGGGUUGCUCGGGGGUCUUCUGGGAGGAAACGGAACUGCAAGUAAUGAUACUUCUCUGUUGGGAGGCCUUCUCGGCAAUGAAACGUCUGGUGGCAAUGGGACGGGCAUUGAUCCCGGGUUAAUCGGAGGUCUCCUCGGAAAUGGGACUUCUCUUGGCAACGGAACCGUAACCGAUGGGACUUCUCUAUUGGGAGGCCUUCUAGGCAAUGGAACUGUAACUAAUGGGACGUCUGGUGAUCUGUUAGGGGGUCUUCUCGGUAAUGGAACCUCUCUUGGUAACGGAACUGAUCUAGGCAUUGGAGGUCUGUUAAAUAGCACUGACCUGGGUGCUAUUGGAGGUCUUAACGGCACGCUCCUUAACUCAACUCUCGGGGGCCCGGAUCUUUCUGGAAUACUCAAUGGGACGACGGGGCUCAUAAAUAGCACCAUCGGAGAGCUCGGUAACACUACUGGUAUAGGGGGUCUCUUGAACAGUACGCUUGGGGGCCUCACCAACUCAACGAUUGGAGAUCUUCUGGGGGGAAUAACCAAUGGAACAGAUCUAGGGGGUCUAGGGGGUCUAUUAAACGGAACCGAUCUAGGUACUGGGCUCCUUAACUCAACUCUGGGGGGUGAUCUUUCUGGAGUACUCAAUGGCACAACGGGGCUCUCAAAUUCUACACUUGGGGGCCUCAUUAAUAAUGGAACCAUCGGAGAUCUUCUUGGUAACAACGGCACCAACCUUGGCACUGGGCUCUUGAACUCAACUCUGGGGGGCGAUCUUUCUGGAGUACUCAAUGGCACAACGGGUCUCACCGACCUUGGAAACUUGAUUAAUGAAACCACGGGGCUCUUAAACUCAACUCUCGGUGGCAUAGAUCUCUCUGGAGUACUCAAUGGGACCUCUACCCUGGGUGACACAGGGGGCCUUCUCAACGGAACCGAUCUUGGCACUGGAGGGCUCCAAAAUGGCACAGACCUCGGUGGUGCUGUGAGUGGCUUGCUCAAUAGUACAGAUCUCGGAGGGAUAGGAGGACUUAUUAAUAGCACGGAAGGUCUCCUGAAUUCUACCAUAGGAAAUUUGAACGGAACGGAUAUUCUGGGCGGUUUGCUCGGGGGAUCCCCCGACAAUUCCACAGGUUCCCUUGGAGGAGUUAUUGGAGACCUAGCAAACAGCACGGGAUUACUCGGCGGAGCAAACGGAACGGAUCUUUUGGGUGGCUUGUUGGGAACUUCAACGCCCGAAACAAACAACACUGGCCUACUUGGAAAUGACACCCUAGGAGGAGCCAUUGGAAACCUGACAAAUAGCACCGGCAACCUCUUGAAUACAACAACAGGAUUAUUAGAAGGGUUGGGAACUCCGGACAACUCCACAGCGACUGGUGGUUUGUUGAAUACGGGAGGUGCCUUGAACAUAACAACUGGAGGCGAUAUUUUGGGAGGCUUGAUUGGGACUCCUGAGAACACAACGACAGGUGGAUUAGGAGCAGAAGUAGAAGGUCUAUUGAAUAGUACUCUUGGUACUGUAAUAGGGGGACUAUUGAAUAACACCGACCUUGGAGGAGUAAUUGCGAAUCUAACAAACACGACGGACGCCACUGGUUUAUUAGGGGGGCUUCUUGGAGGAACUCCUGACAACUCCACAGGCACUGGGUUGUUGAACACGGGGGGCGUUUUGAACACAACAACUGGUGGCAAUCCCCUGGGAGGAUUAUUAGGAUCUGGGACUCCUGAAAACACAACGGCGGGUGUAGGGGGUCUCAAUCUAACCGCAACUAUUGGAGGCACUAUCGAUAAUACCACAGGAUCAGGAGGUGGAAAUGGCACAACAGGAAAUGGCACAACAGGAAAUGGCCUGACUGGCGGCACUGGGACUGGCGGCCUCCUCAGUGGCCUCCUCGGCGGCGGAAACGGCUCCGUAACGAAUGGCAGCACUAACAGCACUGGCGGCACUAAUUCGACCCCAACGACUGUUGGCAUCGAUAUUCUUGGUGCUAUUAUAAACUCGACAAUUUCUAUUUUGAACACGACAGGCAAUACUCUUGGCAGCAUUGUGAAUUCGACUGGUAGCCUUCUCAAUUCUACUACUGGCGCCGUGGGGAAUCUCGUAAAUACGACGGGCGACGCUUUGUUAGGAAGUCUGCUCUCUGGUGGAACAGGAUCAACGGGUACCGGAGCGACAAACACCACGACGACAAACUCAACAGGGGGACUCCUGGGUGGCUUAUUGGGUAGUGGCUCUACAACAAAUACUGGCUUGACCAAUGCCACAACUACUGGUACCAACUCCACGGCGCUUUUAGGUAGCCUCUUGGGUGGAGGCACUGGAGGAACCAAUACCACAUCAACCGGAACUGGCUCGACAGGCACGGGAUCAGGGCUUUUAGGCGGACUGCUAGGGACCGGGUCGACUGAUCAAUUCCGUUCCCUUGCCUCUCUUUCGUUUCUUUUUCCCUCUUUCUUCUCUUCAGAAUCUCACCGCUACAAGCCUGGUACCGUCACUCUCCGAGAGAUUCUUGUCAAAGAAUCUCACCGCUAUAAGCCCGAUACCGUCACUCUCCGUGAGAUUCGACGAUACCAGAAGUCGACUGAGCUCCUGAUCCGAAAGCUAUCCUUCCAGCGUCUGAUUCGCGAUAUUGCCCAAGACUUCAAAAGCGACCUCCGCUUCCAGCCUUCUGCCAUCGAUGCCCUCCAGGAGUCUGUCAAGUCUUACCUCGUCUCCCUCUUCGAGAACACCAACCAUAUCCGAGUGGCCGUGCUCGGGCGUGAGAAUGCCGACCUUCGGCGUCGUCUUGCUCUGGUAGAGAACCAGCAACAGCAACAGCAACAGCAACAGCAACAGCAACAGCAACAGCAACAGCAACAGCAACAGCAAGCAGCAGCACUUCCGGCUGCUCCCGCUCCCGCUCCCGCCGCCACCAACACCGAGGUGGCCCUCGUCCCGGCCCCGGCCCCGGCCGCCGCCGCCGUCACCGCCCAAAAGCGGUGUUACGGUUGUGACCAACCAUGUCACAUAAAGAGGCAUUGUCCUCAGAACUGGGCCGGCCCGGCCCCCCCUUUUCCGGCCAAUUUUGGCCCAAACAUGUACUUUGCCCGGGGUGGGCAAAAAAUUAGUUAUCAUUACUAUGGUAAUGAGGAGGGCUCCCAGCCCCAUUGA